Molecule: messenger RNA, 1559 nt
Organism: Schizosaccharomyces cryophilus OY26
Lineage: Eukaryota; Fungi; Ascomycota; Schizosaccharomycetes; Schizosaccharomycetales; Schizosaccharomycetaceae
Product: NAD dependent epimerase/dehydratase
Exons: 1
Coding region: 224-1249 (341 amino acids)
Source: RefSeq, a predicted model, not a curated record
CGCGUUGCAGAAGAUUACGUAGCAGCGGUGUCAAAUGUUACGUAGCUAUAAACUUGGUCAAUGUGCUUAUCCGGUGCAUGUGGAGUUGAUUACUAAAGUUGAUUACUAAACUUCAAAGUAUCCGUAUCGGCUCUUUAAAUUUAUAUAUUACAUUGAUUCACCAGGAUGUGAUUCCAAGAUAUUACCCUAUUACUUUAGACACCCCGAUCCGACAACUAUAAUAAUGUCUGAGAAAUCUGUUUUCCUCCUUGGUCCAGGCUAUAUUGGCGGCCAGAUAUUGGAAUUCCUCUUGCAAAGAAAUUACCAUGUAACAACCUUGACUCGCAGGGAAUCCACUGCCGCCGAAUUCCACGCCCAGGGUAUAAAGACUGUCAUCGGAUCUGUGGACGAUAGAUCCCUCAUUCAGAAGCAAGUCUCUGUCAGCGAUAUUGUUCUCCAUACAGCAACGGCUGACCACUUACCAUCGGCAGAAGCCAUCCUUGAUGGGCUGGAGGAGCGUGCUAAAAACAACCUGCAAACGAUUUACAUCCACACCAGCGGUGCAGGCGUCCUAGGCGACAAUAGCGCCGGAGCGUUCAAGAGCGAUAUGGUUUUUGAAGACGACAAGCCUGAAGACAUCGACGCACUCCCUGAAUCCGCGGCGCAUCGCACCAUAGACCUAGCGAUUGUGCGUCGCCGGAAGAUCCUCGGCAAGCACGCCAAAAUUGCCAUUAUGAUCCCCCCGCUCAUUUACGGCGUCGGUCCUCCUGGCAGAUUGUCUAUCCAGCUCCCUACCUUAGUCCGGUAUGCUUUGAAGCACGGCUACGCAGGCCAGGUUGGAGAAGGCCGGUCAGUCUGGAGUCAGAUUCAUGUUAAGGACCUGGCGCGGGGGUAUCUGACACUCCUGGAUUGGUUAGAGCGGACUCCGCCCGAGGAGGUCCUCCCGAACCCAUAUUGGUUCUGUGAGAACGGCAACGAGUUGUCGUGGAAUGAUUGUGCGGCGGAAAUUGGACGCGUGCUUCACCAGGCGGGUAAGAUUGAAAGUUCUACUCCCCGGACUAUUCCUGUCAGUAACUACGGGGAUCUUUUUGGGAAGUUGACAGAUACUGCGGUAGGGUCGAACUCGCGAAGCAGGGCAAAUCGACUACAGAAGUUGGGGUGGGAGCCCAAGGAGAAGAAGACGUUGGCUUCGCUGGCCGAGGAUGAAAUUCCUUUGAUUAUGCAGGAGACGGGUCCAUUUGAGGGUUAUGGAAAGGUUGUUGCUUCAUAAAAUUAGAUGUUUUGUUUCUGGAUUCUGGUUUAAACUAUAGAAUUAAAAUAGUAUAAACCGACAGUCGACUAUAGAAAAUUACUAUGAUUUUUCGUUCAUAUCUUAUCGUUUUAUGCUUUCAUGUCUGAAAAUAAAAAAAAGGUUCUUGGCUUAUAACGCAACUAAGCUGGUAGGGUAGUAACUUUUGUUGAAAAUUGAAAAUUACUAGAGUUCACCACUUGUAAAAAAUGAGGAAAGUAUAGAAUUAACUUUUUUGAAAAUGACAGAACAUGUAAAAAGAAAAAAGAUAAAAUUUCUAGAACUGAAAAUG